GCUGAAGCACUGGCUGUGGCCCGGGAUAAUUUAACCGCUCUGGAACGCCGGAUUGCUGAAACUCGGACACAACUGGCCGCAACCAAUACGCCGUCGGACGAUGCAAAUGGUGCCGGAUCAUACGAGGCGGCUAAAAGUGCGUCAGAGAGUACGGCAGACACCCGUUCCACUGGUUCUGUUGGCCUGAAAGCAGAUGAAUUUCAACGUUACGUGGCCAAAUUGCGCAGCAAGAAUACCGUGUACAAACAGAAACGUGCCCAGCUAAGCGAAUUGCGCGCCGAGCGUGGUAUUCUCACACGGACAAUCGAACGACUUCGAGCCGAAGAAACAGAAGCCAAAAACGGACUGGCAUCUACUGAAGCCGCCCAAGGAAUCAGUGGGUAUUGGGAAACUCAAUCGACCCUGGAAAAGGUUUCCGAACAAAUGUCCGCAAUCAAUCAACAAAAAAGGGCCACUUUGGACGAAAUGUCCAAGAUUGUCCAACAGCUGACAACGAGAAUCAAUGCGAAGCGGACACAAUUGGCGCCCAUACUUCGCGAACUGAGACCAUUGCGUCAGAAAUUUCAGGAAUUGAAUCAGAUUCACACAGAGAAAAAGAGCUCGUACGAUGCGUUGGCCGCCGGUCAAGAGUCUCAAUCGGUUCGACUAGAACAGGAUGUUCGUGCGUCUCGUGAGGCGGGCAAGAUUGAAGAGUCCCGAUUUCACUAUUUGUCUGCCGUGAUCGGCAUUGCCAAAGUACAACAAUAUAGACUACAGGAGGAGAUGCGUGGUUAUCUGGCUUGUGGUGGACCCGGCGGUGCGUUUGGUGCUUCCCUUGCCACUGCGGCAGCGACCGGGGAUACGACAAAUGUGAACGGGAACGAUCGACGUCGAAGCUUUCGGUAA
Molecule: messenger RNA, 885 nt
Organism: Echinostoma caproni
Lineage: Eukaryota; Metazoa; Platyhelminthes; Trematoda; Plagiorchiida; Echinostomatidae
Source: the annotation of a GenBank genome assembly